Molecule: messenger RNA, 2670 nt
Organism: Eriocheir sinensis (Chinese mitten crab)
Lineage: Eukaryota; Metazoa; Arthropoda; Malacostraca; Decapoda; Varunidae
Product: aspartate aminotransferase, cytoplasmic-like
Exons: 8
Coding region: 104-1330 (408 amino acids)
Biological process (GO): L-aspartate biosynthetic process
Cellular component (GO): cytosol
Molecular function (GO): pyridoxal phosphate binding; L-aspartate:2-oxoglutarate transaminase activity
Source: RefSeq, a predicted model, not a curated record
GUCCCCGCACUUAUACCCCUGAGGUGCUCCGAGGUGUGUGUGUGAGUGUGUGCUGUGUGCUGCUCGCCUCUCUCUUCUUCUCCUCCUCCUCAUCGCCGCUGCCAUGGCCACCAGGUUCGCCGAGGUUAAGCAGGCGCCGCCCAUUGAGGUGUUCGCCGUCAGCAAGGCCUUCACGGAUUCCACCCACGAGAAGAAAGUCAACCUUAGUGUGGGAGCCUACCGAACGGAUGAGGGCAAGCCAUGGGUGCUGCCGGUGGUGAGGAAGGUGGAGAAGCUACUGGCUGAGGAUGAUUCGCUCACCCAUGAAUACUUCCCUAUCCUGGGGCUGGAGGCGUUCAGCGUCGCUGCCUCCAAGAUCCUAUUGGGAGCCUCUCAUCCUGCAUUCUCUGAGGGCAGGGUAACCUCUGUGCAGACCCUGUCAGGCACGGGUGGCUUGCGGGUGGCGGCAGACUUCCUGCACGGUGUUCUUAAGUAUGACACAGUCUACUACUCCAGCCCUACAUGGGGCAACCACCGACUUAUCUUCGAUCUGGCUGGCUUCACCAACCUCCGCACAUACCGCUACUGGGAUGCAGGGAAACGUGGCCUGAACCUUGAUGGCAUGCUGGAGGACUUGAACAAUGCCCCAGAGAACUCUGUUGUCAUCCUCCAUGCCUGUGCCCACAACCCCACCGGUGUUGACUGCACACAGGAUCAGUGGAAGCAGAUUGCUGACGUUUGUGAGCAGAAGAAGCUGUUCCCUCUGUUUGACUCUGCCUACCAAGGUUUUGCUUCUGGUGACCUGGACGCUGAUGCCUGGUCUGUGCGCUACUUUGCUGACCGUGGCUUUGAAUUGAUGGGCACACAGUCUUUCUCUAAGAACUUUGGACUAUACAACGAGCGUAUUGGUAACCUGGUGCUGCUGCUGAAGGACUCCUCAGUCAUCACCCCUGUGCGGUCCCAGCUGACCCUGCUGGUGCGUGGCUCCUACUCCAACCCACCCUGCCACGGUGCACGGAUCGUCACCAAGGUGCUCACCGACCCUGCACUCUUCGAGGAAUGGAAAGAAUGCAUCCGGACCAUGAGUAGCCGCAUCAAGGAAAUGAGGAAGGGCCUGAGAGAGCGGCUGGAGAAGCUGGGCACGCCGGGCACCUGGGACCACAUCACCGCCCAGAUUGGCAUGUUCUCCUUCACUGGCAUGUCAGCUGAACAAGCCAAGCACCUUGCUGACAAGUACCACAUCUUCCUUCUGUCCAGCGGGAGGAUAAACAUGUGUGGCAUCACCACCGGGAACAUUGACUAUGUUGCCGAGGCCAUUCACGAUGCUGUAUCCAACAUUACCAAAGCCUGAGGCACUUGAGCUCAGGAAAGUAGUUCAGCAGCCACAUGCUCUCUAGUCAAGUAACUAGGCAGAAGCAGAUGUAGAUGUGGCCUUGUCUAGAAAUCUUCAGUGAGGUAAUUUACGGUCGUUCACAAUAACUUUGUGAUAAACUUUCUUUUAGUGGUCUAAGAUUUUGUCAUAGAUUCUUUUAAUAUAUUUUAAAGUCUCAGUAAUUGAACAUCAGUGCGAUUACUCUUCUUAACUGUUUUAGAUGUAUCAAAUGUUCUGUUGAUAUGUUUUUAGGUUAUUUUAAAAUAUAUUUGAUCAGUCGGUAAUCAUUUGAGAUAGCCAAGUCUGUAAGAGUGUCUAAAAAUUUAUCAGUAUUCAAAAUACCUGAUGAAUUUAUCAAUUAUUGAAACACCGAACACAAAUGGGUGAAGUAAGACUUCAGGGGCACCGGGUCAGUGGAGGUUGGAACAACAGUACUUUUGGCCCAGGUGUGGCUGAGUGCUGCUGCUCACUACACCAAAGACUUAAUGGGCAGUAUUCUCAAUACAGUGGUAUUGAAUUCUAGGUGAAUUGUUGUAUUUUAACAGUGAGCUUGUUUUGUGUGAAUUGGUACAAAGUGAACAGUUUGUACUCAUCACUGCUCACUACUUAAAAUAUUACAAUGCCUUGAGGCUGACCUUUUCUGAGCCACAAUCACUUCAUUUGUGUGACUUUCUUGACAUCUGACACACAGUCAUUGCUGUGUCGCAAAUGUUACUAUAACGAGCAAUAUGAGCAAGAACUGUUGAACAACAGUGCAGUUUCAAGUUUUUUUCACCAGCAGUUUUCUGAAUAAAUAAAUUAUAUAUACACCUUUGUACACAUGCAUGUGUAUAAGACUUAAAAGCUAUGCAGCAUUAAUGCAGCCUCAUGCAGUAUUUACACAGCUGACCACCAGCUGUUACAUUCACAGCCUUAAUGUUGUGAUGAGCCAUGCUUUCACGAAUUUGAUUAUAUAAAUUCAUCCUUACGUCACCAGGUGGCUACUAAAGGUACUAAAUGUAGUAAUUGUGGUGGUCUGCUUGACACAUCACUCAAGAAUGAUUAUACUUCCAUCUUGGAUCAGAGUGACACUUAUUUGACCAGCAAGUGUCUGACACGUGAGAAUAUGUUGCUCAAGGGCCAGGGCUGUGUGGGCAUUGGUAGUGGGUGACCAGACCACGAGGGUAUGCAAUACUUCCGAGUGAUCACAGGUGUGUGGAUGCAAUGUUUUAUGCAUUAUUUUGCAGGAGAUGCAGAGAACAAUGAAACGUGUAAAUAUUACAGUUGUAUAUUGUAUAAGUAAUGUACAGCUGAAACAAUAAAGCAGUUAUAAUCUUGUA